Molecule: messenger RNA, 1255 nt
Organism: Ornithorhynchus anatinus (platypus)
Lineage: Eukaryota; Metazoa; Chordata; Mammalia; Monotremata; Ornithorhynchidae
Gene: LRRC69
Product: leucine rich repeat containing 69
Exons: 8
Coding region: 90-1124 (344 amino acids)
Molecular function (GO): protein binding
Source: RefSeq, a predicted model, not a curated record
AUUCUGAGAUUGUUGCUGGAGGGUUUGGUUUUACCUGAAGAUGCCAGGCGCCCUCACCUUGGCCUCAUUUCCGGCCUCUUCUUCAAGCCAUGGGUGAAAGGUUGCUGUUGAGAGCCCUGCGGAGUGGAAAAUCAAGGACUGUCAUCCUGAGGGGGAAGAAACUUCAGUGCAUACCCCAGACAUUGGCAAAACUCAGUUUGCUCCGAGUAUUGGACCUGAGGGACAAUUUAAUCUCUCAUCUGGGCCCCGGAUUCAGCAGCUUGACUCAGUUGGCAGUACUAAAUCUCGGAAAUAAUAUCUUCAGAGAAGUUCCAAAAGAGCUGAAGUGUCUCAAAUCAUUGCAAAUUCUCCACUUGUUUGGAAAUAAGAUAACCACAAUUUCACCGGAAGUAUUUGAUGGCUUAGACAAUCUGAUCCUUCUUAAUCUGAACAACAACAAGCUUGCCUGUCUUCCUCCACAAGUUUGCAGAUUAAAGAACCUUAAAUUCAUGAGUUUAAACUAUAACCAGCUAGCCAGUAUUCCUAGAGAACUCUGUUCUCUGAAAAAAUUAUCUGAACUUCACGUUUUACACAAUCAGCUCACUGCCCUGCCUGAAGAGAUCAGAUUCUUGACAAAUCUUGGAAAACUCAUCUUGGCAAGAAAUCAGAUAAAAGAACUUCCAGAUGGACUCUGCAGAUUGAGAAAGUUAAAGAUUCUAGAUCUGGCCGGAAACCAAAUUCAUGUUUUUCCCUCAGCUAUGCAGGAACUUCAGCUGCAAGAACUCUACUGUGAAGAAAAUCCAUUGCUACAGAAAAGGCCUCUUUACGCCACACAAAUAGAAGAAGUUUGGACUCUGAAGGAAAUAACAGCAAGAUUUAUUAUGGAUCAGCUUGAUGAAAAUGAUUCUGUAAUAAAGAAUUCAAUAAAAUACUACCCAGAAGCAAGAAAUAUGCUUUCCCAAGGAAAAGAGUGUCCCGUAUGUGGGAAACAUUUCUUAAGCAUAUGGCUAGAGUGCGUUUAUUUUCAAACUCCAAAUCAGAAUAUGAAGAUAAGUAAAAAUGCAAACUGCUUACCUAUCAAAACAUUGCUUUGCUCAUACACCUGCUUUAAAAAUCGUGGCCCUGGAAUUUAUGGAAUCGUUUGACUCUAGAUCAAUCUCCUCAUUCAGGACAACAACCAACUUACCCUUUCGGCACCACUUAGGUUGACAGAUAUUCCAGCUCUAAUGCAGUGAGAUCUUCUCUAAAUAUAAAUGGGAAUCAUCAUUUGAACGAA